Molecule: messenger RNA, 12251 nt
Organism: Anthonomus grandis grandis
Lineage: Eukaryota; Metazoa; Arthropoda; Insecta; Coleoptera; Curculionidae
Exons: 7
Coding region: 213-6443 (2076 amino acids)
Source: RefSeq, a predicted model, not a curated record
GCAAGAACGUGCGCGAACGAUCGCUUUUUUUUUUGAAUCUCGGCGGUAAAUAAUUUUGUUUUUGUUACGUGCGAUUUGUUUAUUAAAGUGUUUUGUUUGAUUCGGCCAUUGAAAAAAGAGAAAUUUAUAAAUAUUUUAACAUUUUUUAAGUGAUUUUUCUUAUGGAAAUAUGUGAUUUUGUGAGUGGUCAAUUUAGUUUAGUAUAGAAAAGUAUGGAUAUACUUUUGCCACCAAUACCGACUGUGGAUUUGAGUUCCUGUAUCUCUUUAGAUCUCUUUGAUACGGAGCCCAACGGCGGGUCGACGACCACAUCGCUAAGGCAGUUCCGUAAAAAAGAUGUAGAAAAAUCAGCGCCCAAUCAGCAAGUGGAGCAACAGGCGCCCAGUAAACCCAUGUCCGAGAGUCAUGUGGCGCGGGUGGCUCCCCACAACCACUACCCGGCCGCUCCCCCACCUUCCUCGGCGACCAACAAUGACGCCGCAUACCAUCGGUACCCAUCUGGGACGACUCAUCAAUUUGCGGGCUAUAGCCCUCAAAUGAAAUACUCAGAACUAGUAGAGCCGUCUCAACCCAACCCUAUAUCAACGUCUGUGAUACAAAAGCCUAAACCUAAGGAUUACACCAAUAUGGACAUGUGCAAUGCGCAACCGCAACAUUUAAGUAACCACCAGCAAUAUUCACCUGAUAAUGGCCAGUAUAUGCAUAAGGAUCCUUCACAGGUCUACCCAUCUGGAUAUCAUAAAACACCAGAAUCUCACUACUUCUCCAAAGAGCAGCCGCAUCAGUACCAACAUCAACUCGCUGCCCAUCACCCGGGUAUGCCCAAGUACAACCCUCUUUUGACUCCUUCAAACAUGAGAAAGUACAACCAGUCAGAGAGCCCGUACAUAAACAAACUCAGACAGGGCAGGCCCGUGUCGUUAAAUGACCAUCCGCAUUUACAGGACGGUCAGCCAGGGUACUCUCCUAUGGAGCAAAGAACUGGGAUGUACGGCCAGCAGAAUCAUCGCUUUUAUACCGGGUCGAUUCCGCAACCGAACCAUUACUCCCCGAACCCCAACUAUCCAAUGAACAGCGCCCCCCAUCCGGCGUACGCAAACUAUCCGGCCGGAUCCUGCAAUUACCCCCGAUCCGCCCAAAUGCCAAUGGGAUCCAGAUAUCCUUACAUGGAGAGGAGCAUGUCGCCCAAUAGACGGCCGUAUACGGAAAGCAUGCACGUCCCUCACCAGAUGAACUAUCAUCCCAUGCAUCAGAAAAUCGCCAGUACCCAUAACUACUCGCCACAGUACAGUAGAGGUCCGGAGUAUGCGCAGCAUUAUCAGCAUAGGCGCUUGCCACCGGACAUGUACGCACAGACGUGUCGACCUGCGCAGUAUAUGCAAAGUCAUCCAGCUCCCGACUUGCAAGAACUGACAGAAUCAACGGUUUCCCCAUCGGACAGCCUCAAAAAAUUCAUCGAAACGUGGGGCGUUGACGAGGAGCCUCCAAGCGAGAUCAGUUCAGUCGAAAGUGGCCCAAUAGGUUUACGGGAAAAAUUGAGGGACGAUACACCCGCAGGCACGGUUUACAUGAUCAACGCCUCAGACGUACAGUAUUUGGAAAAUACCGGCAUUCCGAUUGUCACUUCUGACAAUGGCGGAUUUCAACUUACACCCGAGAACUGCCAGUACCUGCUGAAAAACGGACUUAUAUCGAUCGAAUCCAGUGGAAACCAAGACCGUGUGGUAAACCUUCAAAUUAUGGAAGCGAAUCCGAAAUCGGAUUGUAUGCUGGCAGACAAACAUAUCAGACUGACCGAAUCCAGUUUAGGAUCAAAACCGGAUGAGGAAAACAGUCGUCGGAUUACGAUCCAUCAACAAGCGAUUUUAAACACGUCUGGUAACGUGGUUAUCGAUAAAUCGCCACAGAAAAAGGACCAACCGGUAGAUAAGUUAAAUAGUACCAAAGUUGAACUAGUUGAUAAAAAUUGCUCACCUAUUAACUUGGACCAUUUAGAACAUAAUCUUGGUUUGACCGAACCAAACGAUAAACAGACUGACAACUGUAAAACCGAUAGUCGUAGCCCUAACGUUAAUUGUAGUAAUGACCAACAGAGUCUAUUAUUAUCAGACGAUCUCAGCCAGCAUUCGGAAGAUAGCCAGAACCAAAAAUCUCCCGAAUCAAAAAGUAUGCCCAUCAUUGACUUUUUUGCCGGAAACGACGACAGUUGUGAAACUGACGAGUCCAGAUUUAGUAUGACAAGGAAAAACAGUUUAACUGCUGUCUUAAAUUCAUUCAGCGAGAUUACACAAGACAAAGAUCUAAAGCCUAGCUCGGAAGGAAGUGCCGGGACUCCCACAGUAAUAGUUACUCCGGAAAGCAGCAGAAUGGAACAAGGUUUAUGUGAUUCUGAAGGUUCAAAAGUUGAUAAUGACCAAGACCAAUUAACCAGUGAACACGUUGUUAAAAAGAGACAGAGAAUAUUCUCAGUUGACGAUAUAAUAGGGACAAAAAUUAAGAGCGCCUUAAAAGAUGUUCACGCGGCGAAAACCAUUGAGUUUCUUGAAAGGGAACGAGCGUAUGCAUCUCAGUCUUGUGUAAAUCCAAUUCGGCAAAGUGAUAGUGAAGAAAAAACGAUAAAAGUAAAUAAUUCCUCAGUUGUUCUUGAACUCUCUGGCAAAUUACUAAGGAUUAGUGUUAGUAUAGUGGAUGGCAAAACGGUGAUUAAUGUUAAGCCCAUAUCUGAUUCUAUAAUUGUGGUGGAUUAUAAUCAAAAUUAUCAAAAAUCUAGCGAGCAACAUGAAGAAGAAGAUACUGAUACAGCAUUAGGUUCGAAAGAUGAACAAGUUCAAGAAAUAACAGAGGACCAUUCAUUAAUGGCAGCUGAAGAAAUAAGUCCCGAAACUAAAAACGAAAACUCCUCACAUUUAACUAAUGAGCAAGAGAGAACACACGAGGACAACGAAAUUUUGAAUUUUGGUAGUAAAGCUAACGAUGCAGAAGCUACAAUGUCUGAAGGUGCUGUUAGUGAUACUGUAGACCCGAUGGCUAUUGAAGAACCCACUGACUUUAAGAAUGAAGGUACACACCUUUUCCAGAAAGAAACUCCACUUCCUGAGGGUUCUCGGAGUGAAUUGCCUAGCACGGAAACAAAUCUUUCCGAAGCGCCGAAUAUUAACCAUAAGGAGCCAACUGUUGAAGUUGAAGAUCACCCAAUGACAGCUGAGGAGAUUGUUAAAGUUGAAGAUGCUGCAAACCUUUUAAGUGAACAUCACCCAGUGACGAACCAGCAAAUCUGCAGCAGUGCUGAAACGGUUGAUCUCAGAACGGACAGUAAUCAAAAUUCCACUGAAAGUUUCAAAGUGAAGGAUGAAAUAGUGAUUAAAGAGCGACAAGAGAACGAAAGGACGCUUGAAACCCAAGGUGCGGCCAAAAUUGAUGAGCAAAUUUGUGAAACUUUGAUCGGUUCAAGUGAACUUCAAAGUUCACAGGAAGUGGUCGAGAAUAAAUUCAUGCAAGUAGACGAAUACAUUCAAGAUACUGUUGCGGAGGAGACAUUAACACAUCAAGAGGAGAAUAUUUCCGUUGAAUCUGUAGCUGUUGUUGAUGAAACAGUUGUAAACCAAGUUGUACAUGAUUCCUGUUCUACUGAAUGUUUCAAUAACGAAAAGGAAGAAGUCAGUUCGGAAACCCCUAAGGGUAAAGAAGCUGAAGUGAAGGAGGACGAAAUGGCAAACGGAGAAACUGAACUAGCAGCUGAACCAGUUGAAACUCUUAUGCAGCAAAUAUGUGCUGAACAAGGCGAGGAAUGUGAUGCAACUGUAAUAUUAACGGAAUCGGAUGUGGUUGCAGAAAUAAGUGAAGUCUUUGAAUCAGAGACUGCAGCAGAUGAGGUUAUAAUUCCAGAAAGUGCAAAUGAUGCUGAAGAAAAUAUCAUAACUCAGAGUUUAGAAAUAGAUCAUGAUCAAAUAUCUUUAGUGGAUGCUAAUAAUGCUGCAACUGCGCCUGAAAUAAAUGAUAGUAUCGCUUGUGACGAAAAACUACCAGAAAAUAUUGAGGAUUUGGAUGCUGAUAUAGCCACAAGUAAAAAUGAUCCAAUUCCGACUGCACUUGAAAUUGUUGAGACCGGGGAAGAAUCUUCGAAAGGCAUUGAAGAAGAAGUAGUAUCUUCUCAAUCAACCAACAAUGAUCUCGCCACUGAAACAAUCAUGGAAAGUUAUCAAGAAGAUAGCGAAAGUGAAUUCGCUUCAGAAGAUUUUCCCCUGGAAGAUGAAGUUUUUAUAGAAGAACCUCCCGCUCACGAAUUAGUCGUGGAAGAUCCACUGGAGGGCAUCGGAGUGAUCGAUGGACCAAAUAUCUUGCCACAAAGUCCCGAAAUUCCAUUGGAAGCGGUUAGCACCAGUGAAACGCUAAAUGAUCUGACAGAAAAAUCAGAAAAAUACGUUGACCCCUUAGACACUAACUGCAAUAUCGUUACUAACGCCCCAUUUAAAGAGAUCGUGAAAAUCAGACCAGAAAUUCAAAUCUUAUCGCCAACAUCAACGAACGUAGACGACCAACCCCAAACGUUGAAAGCAAACGUUUAUUUAGAAGUGAAGAGGAAAUAUAGUACGGACAACGACAUUUCGGAAUCAUCGCCCUCGUCAACCGUUACUACAAAAGCGGCAAAAAAAAUGUACGAGUCGGAUCUGAUGCAAGUACAGCACGAUAUCGUUUCCUCCUCUAAAAAGGAAGCCCCUAAAAAUAGGAAAUCAAACGUCAAAAGAUCGAAACGUUUAACCGAAAGGGGCCAGGUAAAAAAUGAGCAAAAGGAAAUGCUAAAAAUGUUAUCUGAAAAGCGGAAACGUCAAAAAGAAAAGGAGCUGAUAAAGCAAUCGGAAAAAAAAGAGACGUACCAACCGCAAUCGGCGGAAAACAGACUUUCGGCACCACCUAUUAGUGAUAAAGUGGACGAACAUGACGAGGAAUUUGUUGAUUUCCGAGAACUUUUAAGGGCGAGAAAAUUGAAAAAGUUGAAAAAAUUGCAACAGCUUGAGGCAUCCUCUAAAGCUAAUUUACCAGAAACCGUUCCGAGCAAACCACAAGAAAGCAAGCAAAAAGAACGAACUAAAAGUUGCUGUAUAGAGUGGGAAGAUGGAUCCAGUUCAAAACUUAACAGCGAAACUCUUAAGCUCAAUAAAAAAAUUGAUGCAAAUUGUUGUAAAAUGAAUAAGGAAAUCAAUAAAGCCAAAGAGAUUACAGAAGUUAAAUUAGAAACGGCAAUAGCACCUCAGACCAAGGAAGUUGAGAAAUAUAAAGUGCACAAGAGCAUUUGUUCUUAUGAAGGUAUUCCAUGUUCAACAUCAAAUACCGCAAAGAGAACAGAAAUAAUCCACAGUACCCAUUUAAAAGAUCCUAGGCAAAGAUCGAAAUCAUUCCCUGGUAAAAUAAUGGUUCCAAGUGUGUCCGAAUUAAUGGAAGAAAACAGUGGCUCCUCAAGCAAGAAAAAAAUUACUUUCGACGACUACUUGAGCAGAAAAAGAAAGGAGAGCACCAAAGACAUUUCAGAAACCAAACUGAAUAAAAGAUUAAAACUAGGAUACGAACGAACCAACUCGGCUGAAUCUAUAUCCAUAAAUUUCAAUUCGGAAGAGGUUUGUAAAGCCAGAGACUUAAAAACCUCAUUUGUGAUUCAUUCAUCUGACUGGGAAGACUCCAACUCCCCAGUGUCUUCACCGCGACCACAAUCAAAAGAAGUUUGCCUUAUUAAUGACUUUAGUGGCCUUAUUAGAAAUACUUGCGCUAAAAAACCUGUUAUAGAUUUAAACGAGCUACUACCUUCGUCAGAUAAAAAACUACAAGAAUAUAAGGAGAAGGUGGACUCCCAGCUAAGUUCAUUAAACAUCCAAAUACCAAAAAUUAAACCGUACGGCGUGGAUAAGACGUCCUACAGACCAAACGCAGGACUAUUUGGCUCCCCAAAAACAAACGGUUUGGUCGAACGUUUCUUAAACGACGAAAAAUUAACGGCCGAAGAGAUGUGCAAAAUAAGGAAAAUCAUUUCUUAUAAGAGAUCGUUGCAGCGGCAUUCAAAAAACGUGAAGUCACCGAGCAAGAGUCCGGGUGGGAAUGAGUCUGACCGAUUAACCGGUCCGAAGUUGUCCCCGAAUCCCACCUACGAGGUGAGGACUAGCGAGGACGCGAGAGAAGUGAGGUUAUGCUUAAAACGUGUCGCCUCGACGAGUGAAUGUGUCGGCGUGGAAAAGGACUCUAGCUCGGUGACGGAGAACAAAAGCCCGAAUAAAAAUGUCGGUUACUCGGUUUUUAAUAGGUUGGGCGAGGAUGGCUUGCCGAAGAUCGUCUUCAAACGGAAAAUGAAAAUUAAUAUGUUAAGGCAACCGGUGGUUGAGCUGGUAAAACUUGACCUGGACGAUUUAGAGCGGGUUAAAGAGAAAUAUAAUGUCACGGUGAGGCAAUUGAUGUGAUUUAGGGACCAAAUAGGACAUUUUUUUUUCAAACUAUACCGGAUAGUAGGUUGGUUUUGUUAUUAUUAUUUUUUUUGUUAAAUGGUUAAUAUUUUAUUUGAUAGUUUAUUAUUUUGAAUGCAGGUUUAAUUUAUUUGUUACAUUUUAUUCUUUUUCUUGAUUAUUAUUAUAGCGGAUGGCCCAAGUAGACGGUAACGUCUUUGUUUUUUUAAGCUUUGAUCUGAUUACGCAUAUGCACAUUUUUGGCGUAUUCAGCUGUGUUUCCAAGAAAACAUUCAUUAUUCCAUAAGAGAUAAGCGUUACAAUAAAGCAAACUCCUAGUCAAGGUCUCAUAAGUAGGUAAUUGGAUGUUCUACGUGAAAAAUUACGCAUCGUUCACCAUUUGUGUAGCAUCAGAUCAGACGGUAUGUAUGAGGUGUCAAAAUUCAAGGGUUAUCCGUAAAGCAGUGUCCAAUACAUUUUCACAUAGUAAACGUUGUUUAAUUAUAAGCUAUUUGUCAACGUAAUCUCCGUCACGAUCACUACAUUUUCCCAGUCGCUCUUGUCUUGAAACUUUUUAAAACCCGUGUCACGCCACCCUCUAGUCGGUCCGCGCAGCUCAGCUCUUCGGCUUUUGAGAAUUUCGUUCCCCCCAUGUUAUCCUUCAAGUUGGAGAACAUCAAAGCGUAAUUUCUGGGAGCCAAAUCAAGACUCUAUAGAGGUUGGUCAAUGAUUUUCCAACCGAAUUUGAACGAUGAGAUCUGUUGGGGGCCAAGUAACACGGGGCUGGCCUUGUUGGUGUCUCUGCGUCGAUUGUCGUACCUCUUUUUCGAUAGUCGACCAACAGAAAGCCUCUACUGUACCAGAAUAUCGAAUCCCGCAGCUUAUCCGCUGACGGCGUUUGUUUACACUUAACAGUAAAAACGUCGCCAUUGUUUUAAUCGCUCUUCAUUCUGUGGCGUUAAGUAUUGAACCUUUUUGCACACGUUUGUACCGUCUUUUGCGAACUUACCUACACCAUCUACACACAAUUUUUAUAUCGAUACAUGUCAGUCAUGUGGCAGCGAAUUUUAAUAGGUCAUUUAAGCCACAGAAAUCUAAUCCUUCGCCGUUCACAUUUGAGGAGUUCUCGUGGAUAACCGGAUAUAUCCACUUUCAGAAAAUGUUCAUGAAAAACGAAAAACACCCUGUGUGUUUAUAUUUAAAAAUAGUAAUACUUUAAGAAGACAGCUUUAAUUUAGUGGGGUUGACUAAUUUAAUAACAUAAAGUGAAACAAAAAAAAAUUAACAAUUCGUCAUUAUUAGCAAUAAAAGUUUGUAUAUGUAUAUCCUUUUUUGAACACAAUUGACACAUAGUAAGCAAAAAUAUAUAUUAUUUUCUCUUUUUUAAGCAAACUGGGUAAAGUUGCAUUUGAUAAAAGUAACAAAAGGAAAAUUAAAUAUGUAUUGCAUUUUCUUCGUGCAGGCAAUCGCAUAGCUCAUUUUCUUUUUGAGUUUCGAAAUUUACCGAAGUAUCCACAUUGGCUCCAGUACUAUUACAAUGUAAUAGAUUUUUGUACCAUAAAAGAUCUUUCCUGUUUUGCCAAUCUUCCCCAAAAUGCUCCUUCAUCAAAUGACUUUUUUCUAUUUUCUGGUAUGCAAUUACCCAGUGGUAGCGUGCUAAGCUGUAUAUUGUCUUCUGAUUUUCCCUUCUUAAGAAGUGAUUUCCAAGCUGUAUCUACACCCAAUAAUGUAAACCAAUAAAAUUGAGAGAUAUUAAUUUUAACAGUGUUAAUGUUUAAGUGAAUUUUUUUGCGUUUUGAAAUUCCCUUUAUUUUUUUAUAUAUCUUUUCCAGUUCUUUAACAUUAUGCACUUGCCAGUUAAAAUCCAGUGUUUUUACCAAAUCCACUUCCGAAUAUAUUUCAACGUAUUUUUCUUUUAUUAUAAUGACUGGAUGUCUUUUUAAGAUUUUCUCCACUCUACCAAAUGAUCGGUCUGCGGGAAAAAAAGCUAUGCCAUCGGACUGGAACAGUUAUUUAUCACUUCUUUUAAAUUAUCUGGAUAUCGCAGAAUAGCCUGAGAAGGUGUAUUCCUUCAUAAUUUAAGUUCUGAAGAUGACUAAACAAAGCAGAGCCAAUUUGAAUAGCCCCUCUGUCCGCCAUAUCUUCGGUCCAGACAUAGAAUAUCAGAUUACGAGAAGUCAUAGAAACGCAGCAAAAGGCAUACAAACUAAUUUGAUGCGAAUAAAAUUCAUCCCCGAUAGGGUUACGGGGUAACGAUUGCAGUUGGUGAAGGUCGAAGCAAAAGGUUAAGCUGUUAUCCGGGUUUUCUUUGGCUAGUUCAUAAAAAGUGUGUUCCAUAAUAAAGUUUUGUCUUGUCCCAAUGUCUUUCGGGUGUUUCACUUGCUCUUUUAACCUGGUGCAUUUGGAACAUACAACUGAUGCAGGAUGAGAAUCCAACAAUAUAAUCAUUUAAAAAUAUGUUUCUAGACAUAUCGUAACUUACAGUCCUCUGGAUCACAUUGCCUGGUAUGCAUUUUGUGCAACUUUGCCACAGAAAGAGUUGCAGAAAGAUAUAUACGUUUUAAUUUCUUUCUGUUGUAAUGACUUUCUUUUCCUCGCAAGUUACUAAUAAAUUUUCGUAAUUUUUCUUUUUUAAAAUAAUUGUCUUACAUACUCUAUCACCUCCCCUUUUCUCCCUUGGAACACUUCUUUCCUCUAAAACUUUUGUUACUGUGAUUAGUCUAUGUUUAGUUACACUAAAACAACAGAAGAGAAAAAUAUUUCAGAAACCCUAAUCAUUUUUUUAAUAAGAUUUUAACAUAUAAAGAACGGUUGCGUUCCUUUCUUCUCUUUCUCCAUUUUGUCUGCGUCGUUUGGGUGGCAUAAAUACAUAAAAACAUAUCCUGGCGGACUUUUUCUUUAUUAUUAUUAUGGAACUUAUAUAUACUCCAUACUCACUUUGCUGUAUUUGUAUGUCUUACCAUCAUAACAAGGACGUGUAAAACCUUUCAAUUUAGGAUCGCGAUCUAAAUACCUAAAUUAUUUAAAAAUUCUAGUCAAUUUGUGUACUUUUAAGAAGCAUCUAACCUUACUUCUGCUUUUUAAGCACUUCUCUUUUGCUUUCCCGACAUUAUGUUUUUCUACUUUCAUCACUUCCUUGCCAGUUAUAGGACAACAACCAGCAUUUGCUUUAAAAAAAAAAACAAAUUUAUUGAGAACAGGGACUAACUAACUUGAUUGAUAGAUAUAAAAAUAAUGGUAAGGAAAAAUGUUCACUUACAGUGAGGUUCUUGCCAAAAUUUCCAUUUGUCUCUUAGCCUAAUUUCCUAAAGGAAUCGAUUUUUGUAUUCCCAGGACCUAAACUGUCUUAGCUAUUCUCAAUCCGGUGCUGAACGGGUGGAACAGAGCUUCACUCUGUUUUUUUCUUCUUGAUUUCGUAUUUGUAUUAUCGCCAAACGCAAUAGAGUUCAUUGUAAUUACUUUAACAUAUAAAUACACAGACAAUAACAAUCGAAUCUAACGAUAAAACAACCAAGAAUAUCGACCUGCAUACCGGCAUUUAGAUCAAUUAGCAAAGAAUAUGGUGCCGGACAUAGAGGUGGCCCCAUCUUUGAACUUCGUUUGCAAGCCCUAGGGUGAAAAUGGCACUUAGAUCUCAUAGUAGGAUAUUGGCGGUGGCAUCUAUGUGCCACAUAUAUUGAGAGAAAAAACCGAAAAUGUAUAUUUUGGCACCUAGAUCAUUUAGCUCGACCACUCUUCAUUUAUUGAUCUGACGUUAUGCUGAUGGGCGAAACGCGUGUUAUCUUUGACGUGUAACUUUAAAUUACGUACAUGUGAGACCUUGACUUGGCGUUUACUUUAGUAUAAACCUUAUUCAUGUUUUGAAACAUAACUUUUAGAUGCACCACAGGUACCCUUCCUUAAUUCCUUAAUAAUGCGAUAUUCAGUGCGAUAUUCAGUGCGAUAAUGAACAUUCUGGCACUAAUUAUGGAAUGAAGCUAUGAAUUACUUUUUUUUAACUUUUUUUUAUAGCCGGAAAACAAUUGAAUGCAUCAAAAAAUGCAAGCUACGUUCUCUUUAUCCUGGGCCAGCUGGUAUACAUGGGUUAGCAUUUAAAUAUGGUAUUUGUAUAUAAUUAUUAAUGCUUACUUUUUUAUUUUUAGUUUUUAUUGCACUUUAAAGGGUACAUCAAAAAUCAUAUAAAAUGAGCUGUUAGCCAGUUUGCUUUAUCUUAACCUUCACAGCAUUUGUUUGAUAAUAGUAUCAUAUGUUAACCCACGUUUGUCUCAACAAACUGGUACUGAAAAGGUAAAACAGACAUCUCACAAUUUGCUGAAUUCGGCUCUGAAACUUCCGUGUGCAAAACUUAAGAAAAAUUGAUAUUCAUUCCGUUCUACCUAGGGGUUUAUAAUCAUCAUAAAAGUUUUACCAUAAUAAUACCCUCGGAAGGUUAUAAGCACGGUUUUAUUUGCAAACUUGCUAACAAUUUUGCAAUGACAACUGAAAUAUAAAUAAACAAAACAAUAUAGAAGAGUUGAUCCUGCUUACAGGGCGCCCUCUGUUAAAAUGAUAAAUUUUAAUAAGAUUCAACAUUUAGGUUCAUUUGUUAAUUUUAUAACAAAUGUUAGCUAUUAGCAUUGUAAUACUAUAUUUUGCAAUUUUUUACAUAUGGUUAAAAUGAAAAUUAUAAUACUUAAGCUAGUCUUCGUUAUUAUUUUGCAAUUUAUCCCAAAGUAAAAUUAUAGAAAAUGUUCCUAAACACAUAUAACUUAGAUUGUCUGGAUAUCUAAAUCAGAAAAAAGUACAAUUAUUAAUAUAAAUGUAUUUACUCGGAUAAAUCCUAUAGGUAUAUAUACUAAAUAUAUAUGUAUGUAUUCAAGUUAUUUAAAUAUUAAGAGUUAUUUAUUUAUGUUGGCAUAUUUGAUAAUAGACGUGCGACUCACAAGGAACACUGAAAAAUCUAAAUCGAUCCUAUUAGAUUUUUUUAAUGAAUAAUUAAUUUCUUCAAUUUUGUGCUUUAAAGUGAUCUUUCGAUUUAAAGUGAUGCUCACAGGUAUUUUUGGAAAUUGUUGUAGUGAAUUUUAUAUAAUAAUGUUUAUGUCAAAUUAUUCGGUGUUGUAAAUUUUCAGUAUUAAAAACUUUGUGCUAAAUUAAAUAAAAUGCAUAGGUAUAUUUACCUUUUAAAAGACGCAAUUUGUUAUAUACAUUAUUUAGUCAUUUAUGCCUGCUACCGAUACUCCCACUUAAAAAGUUAUAUAGUAAUAAACACAGGUUUUCGUCAAAAUAUAACUGUUGCGCCUACGAAAAAUGCAUUCCAACAAAAAAAAACUAAAAAAAAAUAUAUUUUAUACCUAAAAAUAUAAUAAAGUUGCUGUAAAUAUUACAAUAAGUAAAGGGUUAUAUUUAUAUCUUACUUUUAAAGAAAAACUUUUGGUUUAACAGGGUGAUAAUAGGCUAGUCUCUUACUAACAUAUUGUAAUAUCGAAGAAAAUUAUUUAUGGUGUACGGUAUAUAAGAUAAUAUUUAUACUUUUGCGACCUGCUGUUGGUGGACGAAGUUAAUAUAUUUUCGGUCAGAUAGUUUACUAAUUAUAUACAGAAGAAAGUUUUUCUCUAAAAUUAAGUUAAUUUUAGUUUAUAUAGUUACCAAAAAAAUAACAUUUAGUGCACUAUGUUAGGACAGUGUUGUUAUGGAAUCAGAUUUUUUUCACUUUUUGUAAAAUGUAUAAAUUUUGUUAUUGAAUUAUGAGUGCCUUAGCACAUUGACUGUUAUAUUUUUUACCAUUUAAGCGAACAUGGUAAAAUUUUAUUGUAUAAUAUUUAAGCACAGUAAAUGAUUGAAUUUGAA